AUGAAUCCUUUUCCAGUGGAGUGGACUUUUGUCGUCCAAAUAUUUAUUUUCAUGCUUGCUACCAUUUCCCUUUCCCCAAUCGUUUCUUUUGGUUCUUCAUAUGAAUUCAUUGCUCUUCUUAAAUGGAAGGCUAACCUUCAACAAGGAAAUAAUAACCCUGUGUUAUCUUCAUGGAUAUCUCCUCUUCCCGACCGUCAAAACCGUUCUUUGCCUCAAACGAUGCCAACUAUGUUUUGGUGCACUUGGUAUGGAGUUUCUUGUAAUUCUGAUGGAAGCGUAAGGGCACUGAACCUCUCAUCGUCGAGCUUAAUAGGUACACUAAAUAGCUUCACGUUUUCAUCCUUCCCCAACCUUACUCUUUUCGAUCUAAGUGUAAACAAUCUUUUUGGGACCAUCCCAGCUGGAAUCGCUAACGUGUCAAAUCUUGUUUAUCUUAAUUUAAAUUAUAAUAAUUUUUCCAGCAUCAUUCCCCCAGAAUUUGGGUUGUUGGCAUAUCUUGAGUCACUUAGCUUGUCUCGGAAUCAGAUAUAUGGUUCAAUCCCACAUGAGAUAUGCCAAUUGAAGUAUCUAACUCGGUUUGGUUUGGAGAACAGUAUUGUCAGUGGUAGCAUUCCUCACUGUCUAGGGAACUUGACCAACCUCAGUUAUCUAUUUCUCAAUGGCAAUAAACUGUUUGGUUCCAUCCCUUAUGAAUUAGGAAACCUCUCAAAUUUGAUUGAGCUGCAAUUGCAAAUGAAUUUUCUAACAGGGACUAUUCCAAACUCUCUUGCAAGUCUGGGCAAGCUGACUAAAUUGAAUCUGUUUACGAACCAGAUACAGGGUCCCAUUCCUGCUGAAAUAGGUAGAUUGAGUUCGCUUCAACAGAUAAACCUUUACCAAAAUCAUCUAACAGGUUCGAUCCCAAAUUCUUUAGGUCGUCUUCGAUCUCUUAUGGUUCUGAGUCUCCACACCAACAACCUUUCUGGUCCCAUUCCUGAAGAGUUAGGAAACAUGGUAUCCCUUGUCAAUCUCGAAGCAGGUAAGAAUUAUCUUACAGGUUCGAUCCGAAAAUCUUUAGGUCAUCUUCGAUCUCUUAUGGUUCUGAGUCUCCACACAAACAACCUUUCUGGUCUCAUUCCUGAAGAGUUAGGAAACAUGGUAUCCCUUGUCAAUCUCGAAGCAGCUAAGAAUUAUCUUACAGGUUCGAUCCCGAAUUCUUUAGGUCGUCUUCGAUCUCUUACCAUUCUUAGUCUCCCCACCAACAAACUUUCUGGUCCCAUUCCUGAAGAGUUAGGAAACUUGGUAUUGCUUGUCACUCUUGAUGUAUCUAAGAAUCAGCUCAAUGGUUCCGUUCCAAAGUCAAUUGGUAACCUACUACAUUUACAGGUAUUGUAUCUUAGCAAAAACAAAUUUUCUGAACAUCUUCCUCAAGAGUUGGGAAAUCUCAAGUUAGUGGAACUAGAACUUUCCAGAAAUCAUUUCUCGGGUUCUUUACCAGAUACCAUAUGUAAUGGAGGAAGAUUAACGAUGUUGCUUGUACGUCUAAACAAACUGACAGGCUCAUUGCCCAAGAGUUUGUAUAACUGUUCAAGUUUAGUUAGAGUACGGUUAGACGGAAACCAGCUCACUGGAAAUAUAUCUCAAAUAUUUGGUGUCUAUCCUAGCCUUUUAUUCAUUAGUCUCAAUGACAACAAGAUUUACGGUGAACUUUCUGACAACUGGAGUAAGUGCAAAAAUUUAACCUCAAUACGUCUUGAUGGAAAUGCCAUCAGUGGUAGCAUACCUCCAUCUCUUGGUAAUGCUACUCAAAUACAAAGGCUUCAUCUUUCGUUUAAUCAAUUGGUUGGGGAGAUCCCAAAGGAAUUUGAGAGGAUGAAUCGUCUAGAGAGUCUGAUUUUAAGCCAUAACAAACUUUCCGGUGCACUACCCCUAGAAUUAGGGUCACUUACAGCAAUCGAUUUCUUGGACCUAUCUAUGAAUAAUUUGGAAGGGCCCAUCCCUUAUACUUUGGGGAAUUGUUCCAAGCUCAUUGAGUUGAAGUUGGGAAACAACAAAUUUACUCGUGAAAUUCCAAUUCAAUUAGGUCAAUUGUCUCGGUUGUCAAUUCUUGAUCUCAGUCACAAUUUACUAACUUCAAAAAUUCCAUCACAAAUUGCAAGUUUGACUGAUCUGAUGAAGCUGAACCUUUCUCAUAAUAAGCUCUCUGGAAAUAUUCCAAAGUCCAUGGAAGCAAUGCGUGUUUUGUCCAGCAUUGAUGUAUCUUACAAUGACUUGGAAGGUCCCAUUCCCAACAGCAAUGGCUUUUUGACUGCUUCAAUAGAUAGUUUACAAGGGAAUAAAGGUUUAUGUGGUAACAUUACCGGGUUCCACAAUGCUACAAUCAUUUUAUAG
Lactuca sativa (garden lettuce) is the source of this 2370-nucleotide messenger RNA. NCBI's taxonomy places the organism in Eukaryota, Viridiplantae, Streptophyta, Magnoliopsida, Asterales, Asteraceae. The record is from RefSeq and is a predicted model, not a curated record.